Cygnus olor (mute swan) is the source of this 9671-nucleotide messenger RNA. It is a transcript of the gene RAPGEF6, whose product is annotated as Rap guanine nucleotide exchange factor 6. The coding region runs from base 1043 to 5587 and encodes 1514 amino acids. Gene Ontology annotation, biological process: positive regulation of ERK1 and ERK2 cascade; small GTPase-mediated signal transduction. The transcript has 26 exons. Lineage: Eukaryota; Metazoa; Chordata; Aves; Anseriformes; Anatidae. Gene Ontology annotation, molecular function: guanyl-nucleotide exchange factor activity; protein binding. The record is from RefSeq and is a predicted model, not a curated record.
CUUUCUAUACAGGUGAUGUCAUCCUUUUAGCUCGGUUCCCCUCCCACUCUCUUUCCUCCUUAUUAGAUAUUUCAUCUUGCUGCGGAGCAUCCAAUCGAUGGGAGCUUCUCCUGAGGGAGCUGCUGAGAAGCAAGCAAAGAUAGUAGGAAUUAGGACUCCAGCAGUCAGUCUUGCUGUAGCCAUGGACGUACUGUUUUGUCGUGCGUUACAGAAGUGUUUUAAUUGGAAAAGCUAGGCGUGGAUUAACCGUAGUAUCUGGCUGAUGCAUUAGAAUACUAAGCAACACUGCGGAGUUGUAAACUGCAUUAAAAAAAAAAGGAGGGGGGGCAAAAGAGAAAAGGGUUUGUAUUGCAGAGGCUUUUAAUACAUUCCACAGUGCAAACCUGUUAGAGCAUAUAUCCUGGAGCUACGGUCUGGACACUAAUUCAAUUUUGCAGUUAUGAUGGACAAGAGUAUAAAGAAGAAACUUUAAUAUUCAGGGCGUGGGAUUCCUGAAUUGCCUAGGAUGUUGAAGAACCUUUGCAAAAUUUGAUCUACAAUAUGAAUGUGAAGUUUCCGAAAAGUGAACCUGAAGAUAAGCCACUCGUAAAGGCAUUUCAGUGAAGAGAAAAAAGGAAUUUGAAGAAUUCUUAUCUCACCUUUUUAUGUAUUGUUGCUCUAACCUGCAAUUCUAAUCCAUUUCAGAAUUAAUUCAAUCUCAGCAGCACUUUUUGGGUACGCGCCUCGUGCCUGGGGGAACCUAUGGAUAUUUGUAUUUGAAAAGCUAGGAAACACUUUGACUUGAAUUUAUGUGCUUGUUAAAACUGGAACAUUUUUAUAGGAAUUUCUGCUGCUGCUAACUCACUGCAACACUGAAAACUACUCUGACACUGGAGAAGCUGUAAUCGAAUUCAGUGUGAAAUUCAAGCCUGACAAGUUGCAUACAUGUAUAUUUGCUGCUUUGGUUUAUGAUUUUUAAAGAGAAUCCAGAGAGGAUUUUACUAAAUAUUUUUCGUCUGAGACUUUUAUUUGAGGAAGGAAACUUUUUUUCUCAGCCUAAGAAAUGGCUUUUCUUGUUCGAUGUUAUGCCAACUGCCUGCAACCGUGGGCCUCCAAACUUCCAGCUGAUCUUACCAAGAUGCAUCUUACAGACAAUCCUCAUCCUCAGGUGACUCACGUCCCUUCAAGCCAGUCUGGAUGUAGCAUUGCCAGUGAUUCUGGGAGCAGCAGCCUGUCUGAUAUCUAUCAGGCUACAGAAAGUGAGAUGGGAGAUGUUGAUUUAACGGGUCUUCCAGAAGCACCUGUAGACUCUGAAGAUGAAGAAGAAGAAGAAGAUGAAGAUAUUGACAGAACUUCAGAUCCACUUCUGGGGCGAGAUGUUGUACGAGAGUGCCUUGAGAAAGAGCCCGCAGAUAAAACUGAUGAUGAUAUUGAGCAAUUAUUGGAAUUUAUGCAUCAACUCCCGGCCUUUGCAAACAUGACUAUGUCUGUAAGAAGAGAACUUUGCUCAGUGAUGAUAUUUGAAGUAGUAGAGCAAGCAGGAGCCAUCAUACUUGAAGAUGGACAAGAACUCGAUUCUUGGUAUGUUAUUUUAAACGGCACAGUGGAAAUCAGCUAUCCUGAUGGGAAGAGUGAGAGUCUCUGUAUGGGAAAUAGCUUUGGGAUUACUCCCUCUCUGGAAAAACAGUAUAUGAAUGGAGUGGUCAGAACCAAAGUAGAUGAUUGUCAGUUUGUGUGUAUAGCCCAGCAAGACUAUUGGAGAAUUCUGAACCAUGUGGAAAAAAACACUCACAAAGUCGAGGAAGAAGGAGAAAUUGUUAUGGUAAAGGAGCACAGGGAGCUGGACCGCAGUGGAACCAGAAAAGGACACAUAGUUAUCAAGGCAACACCUGAGCGACUCAUCAUGCACUUAAUAGAAGAACAUUCUAUUGUGGAUCCAACUUACAUUGAAGACUUCCUUCUAACGUACAGAACAUUUCUAACAAGCCCCUUGGAAGUUGGAAAUAAACUGUUGGAGUGGUUCACGGUGGACAGCCUCAGGGAUAAGGUUACCAGAGUGGUCUUACUGUGGGUGAACAACCAUUUUAAUGACUUUGAAGGUGACCCUGCUAUGACUCGAUUUCUGGAAGAAUUCGAGAAGAACUUGGAAAAUACGAAAAUGAAAGGACAUCUCAGAUUGCUGAAUAUUGCUUGUGCUGCCAAGGCAAAAUGGAGACAAAUUACCUUGCAAAAGCCUUCUAGAGACUCACCUCUCUUUUUCAGCCUCCUUGGAGGAAGUGACAAGGGUUUUGGUAUUUUCGUAGAGACCGUGGAAACGGGCAGUAAAGCAGCAGAAGCUGGACUUAAGCGUGGUGAUCAGAUAAUGGAAGUAAAUGGACAGAACUUUGAGAAUAUUACCUUUGUGAAAGCUCUGGAAAUCUUGAGGAACAAUACUCAUCUCUCCAUUACUGUAAAAACAAACAUUUUUGUGUUUAAAGAGCUGCUCUGCAGGAUAGGGCAAGAGAAGAAUGGAAUUCCACAUAUUCCAAAAAUUGCAGAAAAGAAAAACAACCGUUAUUCCAUCCCAGAUAUGCCUGGAGAUGUGGAACAGAUGUUUCCCCGUGAAAAAGGAAACAAAAAAAUGAAAGCAAACACUGUAUCUGGUGGGAGAAACAGAAUCAGGAAAAUUUUAGACAAGACUCGAUUCAGCAUCUUGCCUCCAAAACUGUUCAGUGACGGUAGCGUGAGCCAGUCGCAGGAUGACAGCAUUGUUGGGACUCGGCAAUGCCGGCACAGCCUGGCCAUCAUGCCUAUUCCGGGCACGCUCUCUUCCAGUAGCCCCGACCUGUUGCAGCCUACAACUAGCAUCCUGGAUUUCUCUAAUCCGUCAGCUGUUGGGUUUUACUACAUUCCAGACCAAGUAAUAAGAGUUUUCAAAGCAGAUCAGCAGAGCUGUUACAUUAUCAUCAGCAAAGACACUACAGCGAAGGAGGUUGUGAGUCACGCAGUGCACGAAUUCAACUUGACGGGAGCCCCGGAGACUUAUUCCCUCUGCGAAGUGUCCGUCAGCCCUGAGGGAGUCAUCAAACAGCGGAGACUUCCAGAUCAAUUCUCAAAAUUAGCCGACAGGAUUCAACUCAAUGGACGGUAUUAUCUAAAAAACAAUAUGGAGACCGAGACCUUAUGCUCAGAUGAGGAUGCCCAAGAGCUAUUGAGAGAGAGUCAAAUUUCCCUCCUCCAGCUCAGCACCAUCGAGGUCGCCACUCAGCUUUCCAUGAGAGACUUUGAAUUAUUUCGUAACAUCGAGCCUACUGAAUACAUCGAUGACCUCUAUAAGCUGGACUCCAAAACAGGAAAUGCUCACCUGAAGCAGUUUGAGGAUGUCAUAAAUCAAGAGACAUUCUGGGUUGCCAUGGAAAUUCUAGCAGAGCCCAACCAACUCAAACGAAUGAAGAUUAUUAAGCAUUUCAUUAAAAUCGCCCUCCACUGUCGAGAAUGCAAGAACUUCAAUUCCAUGUUUGCGGUUAUAAGCGGGUUAAAUCUAGCUCCAGUAGCUCGUCUCAGAGGUACUUGGGAAAAGUUACCGAGCAAGUACGAAAAGCACCUCAGAGACCUUCAAGAUCUUUUUGAUCCAUCUCGAAACAUGGCAAAAUACCGCAACAUCCUUAGCAGUCAGAGCAUGCAGCCUCCAAUUAUUCCACUCUUCCCUGUUGUCAAGAAGGAUAUCACAUUUCUACAUGAAGGAAAUGAUUCUAAAGUGGAUGGCCUGGUAAAUUUCGAGAAACUCAGGAUGAUUGCCAAAGAAAUCCGCCAAGUUGUCAGAAUGACCUCAGCAAACAUGGAUCCGGCCGUAAUGUUCAGACAAAGGAAGAAGAGGUGGAGAAGUUUGGGGUCUCUGAGCCAGGGCAGCACGAACUCGAACAUGCUGGAUGUGCAGGGAGGCGCUCACAAGAAGCGAGCCCGGCGCAGCUCGCUGCUCAACGCCAAGAAGCUGUACGAGGACGCCCAGAUGGCGAGGAAGGUGAAGCAGUACUUGUCCAACCUGAACGUGGAGACAGAUGAAGAAAAGAUCCAGAUUCUGUCACUGCAGUGUGAGCCCGCGUAUAGCACUCUGACAAAGAAUUUAAGUGAGAGAAGAGGGGCGAAAUCCUCCGAAAUGUCUCCAGUACCCAUGAGAUCAAUCGGCCAAACCACUAAAGCACAUCAGCAUCAGCAAAACAGAAUGAGUCAAGUUCUUCAGGUUCCAACUGUGAACUUAUAUCCCAGUAGAAAGAAGGGACUGACAAAGGAUCAUGUCACAUUCAGUACAGGUUCUCCACAGAAGUCAUUAAGCUUAUCUGAGGAAGUAAGUACUAAGAAGCAGACAGAAGACACUAUGUCCAUGGCAUCUUCUUUGCACUCCAGCCCACCGGCUUCUCCUCAGGGCUCUCCACGCAAAGUUGGUAACAUCCAGAGGUCGGAUAACUGCAGUCAGAUGAAUCUCUCUGGGUCUUCCUCAUCCCUCGCCAGUGAAACCAGUAACAAGAACAGCGGACAGCGCAGCUACGGAAUAGGCUACGCCCUCAUACCUUCCACGAAAUCCGAUAACUUCUCGGACUCCAGUCACAGCGAGAUUUCAUCCCGAUCCAGCAUCGUGAGCAACUGCUCGGUGGACUCAAUGUCGGCAGCGCUGCAGGACGAGAGGGGCUUGUCCCAGUCGCUGACGGUGGUGGACCCCACGGGGGCGGACAGAAAGGAGCACCCGCAGCCGCUGACAGACUACGGCCAGCCCUGCCCCGGCUGGUCAAUCACAAGGCCCGCUCUGAUCAGAGGGAUGGCCUUCACCUCGUCCAUGAGCAACGAGGAGAUCUCCCAUGACCACAUCACAGUAGAGGCAGCAGACAGUGGCCGGGGAAGCUGGACUUCAUGCUCAAGUAGCUCACAUGACAACUUCCAGAAUAUCCCAAACCAGAAGAGCUGGGAUCUCCUCAAUUCCUACCGCCACACCCAGCUGGACGGACCUAUAGCUGAAGUUGAUCCCACAAACUGUUACUCAGAGGAGGCUUAUUUAUAUUCCGAAGCCUUUUCCAAAAACAACAGGCAGUCAAAAGCCAGCGUGGAGCUCGAUCAGUCUCGGCAGAGCUGGGCCUCCUCGAGCUCUCUGUCGGACACGUAUGAGACAAACUAUGGGACGAUUAAGCGCAGGGGGCUGGAGAACUCUACGUCAGAGCAGACGGAGGUUUUGGACUCUAAACCAGGCACUGACACAACUUACAAAACUGUUACUUCGAGUACAGAAAAAGGCCUGAUAGUGUACUGUGUCACCUCACCUAAGAAGGACGAUAGGUAUAGGGAGCCUCCGCCCACCCCUCCGGGAUAUAUGGGGAUUUCUUUAGCGGACAUAAAGGAAGGAUCGCCCCACCACCCACACCUAAAACCUCCCGACUAUAGUGUGGCAGUGCAGAGGUCAAAGAUGCUGCCCAGUGACCUCUCUAGACUUUCGUCAGCAUCUCUCAGUAGCGAACCGGUGGCCUGUAUUUCAUCGAAGAUGCCUCAGUGGCAUAGUCGGCAGCCGUCCAACCCUAAACUAGCAGAUAUGACUGACGCAGAUAGUGAAGAGGAUGAAGAUGAACAAGUAUCAGCAGUCUAACCAUCGGGCUAUCUAUGUAAACCACUUCAGAACACGAGGGACGUGGGAAGAAGGACCACGUGAAUCUGUUAGCGAACGCUAACGCCUUGCUGCUGCUAACCUCAGUCAUUGUGUUUGCCUCUGUCACGGACAAGAUCAAACUGGUCGGGUCAUAGAUCUCUACCUUCCUUCAGUCUACCACAGCCUACAAAACUAUUUCUGCCUGUGAAAACAGCAAACCAUUUUCAAGGAGCGUGCUGACUACCUGGGUACUGACGUUGGUAUCCUGAGAUGGACAAGGCUUCGUGCGCUGGGGAGGACUGGUUGUCACGGCCGCUUGAAAAUUGGAAGCAUUCUUCUGUAUGAUACCAUAUAAUCCUUGGUAGUUUUCCAUUGUCAUUAUUUUCUACGUGACCAUUAUAUAAAUCGGAGAGUGUUAUUUUAUGAACUUUAAAAAAAAAAAAAAAAAUCAAAGUGUCAGCAAAAUGGAAGGACAUUACUGCAGUAUCUGAAAAUAAUUUAUUAAUUUAAAUUUUUUUGAUGGGAAUUUCCUUCGUGUUGGGAGUGCUCUGGUUGGCUAAUAUGGAGAUUAAAUCAAUGUGAUAGUAAACUAGUUAAGUGUAAACCAUUGUGCUCUCAAAAUAAACACAAAACUAGAGGCCUACCAAACGGGACGUUAUCAGGUGCAGAAAUACGUAUGUUUUAGAAUGGCUUGGGGUAUGUACGAAUUGUAAAUAUAGCUAAAAGCCUUGCGAAGUGUAUGCGUCAGCCAUGGAAGCACUGCCAUCUGCUGGUCCUGCCUGCAACGAACACAACAAAACCCCUCAGCCCUUCAAGUAUUUGGAGGAAAUUUUUAGCUGCCCGCCAACUAAGGAAAUAGUUGGCAUUCCCCUCCCUUAUUUAAAUAAUCUUUUUGAAAUGUGGAAGCUUUAGCUCACAGUGAGCUAUUAGGUGAGUUUGAAGCUUUUCCAAAAGAGCUUUAACCAGGUUUUGCCCUGCAGAGUUCAGCAUGCAAAGUGUGCUGCUGUAAUCCAAAACUGAAUUGUUUGUUGUGGGUUUUAAGAUCAUCCCACGUGUUCUGGCCUUUUACCAGAGUUGCAGAGGAUUUAGGUGCAAAGGUUAUCCUCCUCCUCUCCCCCCCCGCCCCAGUCACGUUAAAAUUUCUGAAACUGAACCUUAAAUGACUUUAGUGCUUAGAUGUGAGUAUAAUGUCUUUUAUGAUGGGUUGUGUUCAUUUGGAAAAUAGAGAUGAUCUCAAAACAUAUUGUUUAAAAACUUAGGUAAAAAUCUUGGUGGCGCUGAUGUUGAUGAAAUUUGACUUACAUACCGCCAGUAUUAACGCGCAGUCCUCUAGUUUGACUAUGGUCAAGUAAAUUGCAUCUUUGAUUUUACUUAGCCAACCAGAGUGCACAGGGGUAAAACUGGAAAUACCUGCAUUUUCUUUCUUUCUUCGAGCACAUGAUGCCCCAUUCUAGUGUUAAAUUGGACAUGAAUGUGUGAAUAAUAUAUAUUUAAACAUUUAAUUGUAAAUCUUUGUUGUGAUGUUUACAGCCUAAGCUAGAAAGAAGAUGUUUGUCAUUUUUACAGUGCCUCAAAAAUUAUUUCUAUAUCCAUAGUUGUGAAAAGCUUUAAGAUUUUUUUUGUGUGUGUGCAGGGGGGUGCAAGGUGAAUGCAACAUUUUCAGAAAACGACAAAAGUACCAAAAACAACCCAAAGCCUUUGAUGUGCUUUCCCCAUAGCAACUUGGGACUGAUACUACCAGGUGAAUGUGCAUGACCACGCCUGCGUCUGCGCCCGUAACUGUGCCAGACGGAAUAUUGCCGCGGGGCUGGAGGUGCCCCCCCGUGGGUUGUUCUUCUGGAGACGUCGGUCGGUCAGGAGCAGCAGCGCUGAGGAAGGGAUGCCUAACUCACAGCUAAGUGGUUGGCUGUGUUAACUUUUGGCACAAGCAUCUGAGGAGGAGCAAGUCGUUGGAAAACGAUAUUAAAAAUUAGUUGAGGUAUAUCAUAAUAAAAUGCAUUUUGCUUUUUCGAGGCCUUAAUGAAUAUAAUGAACCUGCACAGGCCUUAAUGAGUAAGAAUUAAUGUAAGUGUCAAAGCAAUGCAGGGCAGGGUGAUUAUUUUCAGCACAUAUAACGUCGAUAAUAUAACUGUUAAAUUGAUAUUUUGUGGGAUAUAAAUCCAAGUCCUAGUAAUCCCACUGCAAGCUGUAGUUGCUUGUUAACUUCUCCGUGGAGUGCGCAAUAUGCUUCGUGUUUCAUCCGAAAUCACGCGUUGUGUGCCAGGUGAACUAACUCAUGUGGUUUCCAUGACCUCGGAUGUUGAGCUGCCGUUUAUUUCAGCCUGUUGAACAAAAGUUCAGGGGAUAAAGGGCUGUGGUCCAAGCGGCUUCCCUUUCCCCGGAGAGCCUGGCAGUGCUCUCUGCGACGCUGCGGGGAGCUCCUGGUCCUUGGUGAGAGUGGGGCUGGGGCUGCCUCUGGCAGCCAGCGAGAGCAGGUGAAUAAAUCGCCCAUUGAACCUUGGUGUUUGCACAUCAACAGCCUCAGUCUGUUCUGCAGGACUUUUCAGGACACUGAGAAGUUCUUAAAGUGAGCGAAAUUCUUGCUAAUCAUAUUUUCCUAAUAUCCAAUACAGCUAGUGUAAAUAAGUCAUGCAUAAACUAUUGACAAAUGAGCUCCUACUUCUGCUUCUCCUGACUUGCACAGUGUGGCUUGCUUCUGCUUGUCCUUGCUGUGAUUUUUUUUGUUUGUUUGUUUUAAAAUCAACCGAUCACAUUGAUCGGGGCCGAUAGCCAAAUGUAGUGUGUCUGGUAUGGAUUUGAAGAGACAUUAUCCCUUUUUUUUUUUUGUAACUAAAAUGGAAGUAAGACCGUGGUCAGGACCUGUUGUACACCGCUUUAUUCAAGUGAUGUCUUCUGGGUCGCAGACUCCUGGCUUAGUGCCUCUGCCAGCUUCCUUUAAUCCCUGCUCUGACUUCUGAUGAUCAGCUGAAAUGCCGACUGUCACGUUCUUCCACUCCCAGACCUCCGUUUGCUUGCUUUUCUUCUGUUUGUUUGCUUGUGGCUUGUGGGUGAAAGACUUAUUUCGGCUAUUUGUGAUUUAAACAUACAGUAUUUCAUUAUGCUGUAUAAAUCUUAAUCUUCCAAGCAAAUCACAAAAAGAGCAAAGCAAUUUUGAAAACUUUAAUUGGCCUCUCCAGUUGCAGAAAGGGGAAACGAAGAUAACUGAGCCCCUGAGUGCUGCUGACAUCCCCCACAGAUAUAAAGCGUGAGAUGGAAAUGUGCAGGUAUUUAUUUGCAGUGCACAUCUCUGCAGCGUGCACAUUUGGGACAGGAUGGGCUCAGGGCUGGCUGCGUGCUGCUUCCCAGCUCCUUUGGCUCAUCGGUGCCCACGGGAUUUGCAGCCCAGAGGUGAGCGGUGCCGCGCUGGGGCGGUGGGACGCGAGGCCCCGGUGGUUCCCCACUGCCCGGGGUGUCCCCAAGAAGGGUCCCUUUCCCCGAGGGCUGGGCCUCUCAUCUCCCAAGUCACUUGAUUGCAGGCAACAGUGGAAACGUGAAACUGGCAUUUAAGUUUUUAUAAAACAUUAGAUUUUUUUUUUUUUAAAGAAUAAGCUUCCCACUGCCUGUGCAAAAACAGAAGAAAAAAGGGAUACUCUCUCUUUAGAAAAGCUUUACACAUUAUAUUUUAGGAUGCUUGUAUAGAGGGCAAUCUACUUUGAAUUCCCAAUCCCGCCUUUGCUUAUGUUGUGCUUUUUAUUGUUUUAUCUUUAUUUUUGAUAUACCUGGAAUGCAGUUUAGCUUGGUAUUAAUUAAAUUCUAAAUAUGUGAGCAUAUUGGCAAAACUGCACAGAUGUAAUGAUAUUCCAAUAGCAAUUGUACUGCACAAGUCAGUGAUUGUAAAGUAUUCUGUAACAAGCAAUGUUUGUCUCCUAUUUUUUGAUACCUCUUACACUUAUGUCUUUUAGAAAGACAGUGCCUCUGUAUGCUUUUUGUAUUUUUACUGAGUGAUUGUAAAUAUUUGUUAUAUUUUUGGUUAAGAGAAUGUUUAAAAGUACUGUUUAUUAUCCAAUCUAUUAAUAUGUUGGAAUCAAUAAACAAUCUACAUACA